This is a messenger RNA of Aspergillus homomorphus CBS 101889, 2556 nucleotides long. RefSeq names its product mitogen-activated protein kinase kinase kinase kinase STE20 (gene pakA). Gene Ontology annotation, molecular function: ATP binding; protein serine/threonine kinase activity. Gene Ontology annotation, cellular component: cytoplasm. Gene Ontology annotation, biological process: regulation of MAPK cascade; protein phosphorylation; intracellular signal transduction. The record is from RefSeq and is a predicted model, not a curated record. The transcript is spliced from 4 exons. The coding region runs from base 1 to 2556 and encodes 851 amino acids. NCBI's taxonomy places the organism in Eukaryota, Fungi, Ascomycota, Eurotiomycetes, Eurotiales, Aspergillaceae.
AUGAAUCACGAUAGUUUCUCUUCCCUAAAAUUUCGACGGUCGUCAAGCAAGCUUCAGAAAGACCCCCCGAGCUUCACCUCCCGCAUCCUGAAGAGUCAACAGAGCAAUACCUCUCUCAAACGACACCCCUCAGCCCCCGUCUACCCUCGCUCCGCUGCUAGUGGAGGCCGAGAGCACACUCGCACGAGAUCUAACGCAUACGGCUCAUCGUCAUCCUCCCUCGAUCAGAAUAGCGGCAAUCCGUCUCCGGCACACUCUGGCAACGAGUCGGGAUAUUUUCCGAAUAACAACAACAACAACAACAAUUCUUCGUCCAAAUACCGUCCUCCCCCCGCCGGUCGCUUCUCGCUUAGUGAGCAAAGCUCAGAUGAACUAAUUGGCACCCCGAUCGAUACUCGGGGCAUGCUCAGCUCUUUGAAAGAGAAUUCGACUGAGCCCGGUCCCGUUCCCGAGAAGCCCCCGACCCUGCGGUCUGCCACAAGCCCUGAAACUCGAGGAUUGAGACAGUCUGCCAGCCUCGCUACCUUACAGAGCCGGAUGGAGACGUUUGUGCACAGGGCGACCGACAAUGACCGCUCGGCUAAUCCGAAGCGUCUUUCCGAUGAGGGUAACACAACGACCAGGCCAUUCGCGGGCAGAAGCAAGAAGAGCAGUUUCUCAAGCUUCGUCAAUAGUAUGUUAGGUUCUCCACGAGGCAUCAAGAUCUCCGCUCCAGAGAAUCCAGUCCACGUCACUCAUGUCGGCUACGAUAACCAAACCGGCCAAUUUACAGGCCUUCCGAAAGAAUGGCAACGGUUACUGCAGGAGAGUGGCAUCUCCAAGAAGGAGCAGGAAGAACACCCACAGACCAUGGUUGAUAUUAUGAGGUUCUACGAGAAGAAUGCCCGUGGUGAUGAUGAGGUUUGGCACAAAUUCGAUCAUGCAUACCCGCAACACCCGUCAGCCGCCAGUCCGGCCUCCGGCCCCGGAUCCUACGGCCCUGGAUCGCAAAGAGUGUCUCCUCCAACAAGUCCCCGAUUCCCUCAGAACCAUGAAGGUAGCUUUGAGAAUCCCCGGGCGCCACCUCCGAUUCCUCGCGGUGCUCCUGCAGCGGCCCAAGCCAUGUCACCAUCGGCGGGUGGCUUUGUUCCCAACCGGGCCCCGCCAAAGCCCCCAAGCGCAGGCACCAUCACUCCUGCUCGCCCCGCCCCUCAGCCUCCUACUACAACCACAUACGCCGCAGCACCAGUGCGUGCAGCCCAGGAUGCCUAUGCUCAGGCAUACGCCACGCCCCCGAUCCCGGAGACGGAGCCUCUGCCCAAGGAACAGCACCCGUUGAGUCGAUCCAACUCUAAGGCCAACGGUACGCCCGUGCCCUGGACGGCACCGUCUCCGGCACAGUAUCAGCAACAACAGGAACAGGCUAUGGCUGCAGCCCAGCAGGCGAUCGUCAACAAACAACUUGAGCGCAGCCGCAGCCAGCGUCAGCAGCAAGCCGCUCGUGCGGAACAGAAGCAACCUUCGCAGCAAGCACCUCCCCAACAUAUUACACCCGUGGAAGAGACAUCUGCUUCGAUGCAGCAUGCCCGCGCUGCUCCAGCUGCGGCUGCGGCUGCCGCCGCCACCGCUCCCGCCGCUCGUCCGCGGCAACGGGCCCGCCAGAGUAACGCCAUGGAUGUUAGACAACGACUACUUGCUAUUUGCACACCCGGUGACCCGACCAAACUGUACCACCAUCUCAACAAGAUUGGCCAGGGAGCGUCGGGCGGCGUUUUCACUGCUUAUGAAAAUAAUUCUAAUAGUUGUGUCGCCAUCAAGCAGAUGAACCUGGACUUGCAACCUAAGAAGGACCUCAUCAUCAACGAAAUUCUGGUCAUGAAGGACAGCAAGCAUAGGAAUAUCGUCAAUUUUCUGGACAGCUAUCUGCAUGGUCUUGAUCUCUGGGUCGUGAUGGAAUAUAUGGAGGGUGGUAGUUUAACAGACGUGGUCACUUUCAACAUCAUGAGCGAGGGGCAGAUUGCUGCUGUUUGCAGAGAGACUCUGAGUGGUUUGCAGCAUCUGCACUCGAAAGGUGUCAUCCAUCGUGACAUCAAGUCGGACAACAUUCUCCUGUCCUUGGAUGGCAACAUCAAAUUGACCGAUUUCGGUUUCUGUGCCCAGAUCAAUGAUUCGCAUAAUAAGCGAAACACUAUGGUUGGUACGCCCUACUGGAUGGCACCAGAAGUCGUCACCCGAAAGGAGUAUGGUCGCAAGGUCGACAUCUGGAGUUUGGGAAUCAUGGCAAUCGAGAUGAUUGAGGGCGAGCCCCCUUAUCUGACCGAGUCCCCUCUGCGAGCGCUGUACUUGAUCGCAACCAACGGCACGCCCACAAUCAAGGACGAACAUAACCUGUCUCCUGUUUUCCGGGACUUCCUGCACCUCGCGCUCAAGGUGGACCCUGAGAAGAGAGCGUCAGCCCAUGAUCUGCUCAAGCAUCCGUUCAUGUCUCUCUGCGCUCCUCUCUCGCAUCUGUCGCCGCUUGUCAAGGCUGCACGAGCCAACAGAGCGCAAGAAAAGGCUCAAAAGGGGGGCGCCUAG